AUGAAACCGAAACAGGACAACGUGUUUCGUGUUUAUCUGUGCAAGAAAGGUGACAAAAAAUGUAAAGGAAGGAGAUGUGACGUCAUACUGAGCAGUAAGGAUCUUCCCGGAUUGUGUUUGGGUAAUAUAUUGGAGAUCUCAUCAUCGUUGGAUCAACGGUUUUAUGUACAGCAUUUACAUGAAGAUGAUGAAAGUGGGACAUACAGAGAAAGACGCAUUUAUAUUGAGAAAGCUAUCGCUGAUAUGUUUUUACUUUCUCAAAAUCAGUAUGUUACGGUCAAAGUUGUCGAAAAAAAGCAGGUAGUAUUAGACAACAUCGAAAUCACAAUCAAAGAACGCUAUGUUAGUCGAUCCGAUAUGUGGCGUUUUCGGAAUUGCCUUAUUGAUACAUGUGCAUAUAUUGGAAAGAAAGUGGAAUGGUUGCUCAUUCCAACCACUGUUGUAAGCCUUUGGGCAAAGGGUGAAAUUGUUAGAAGUGGUUAUGUCUCAGAGGAUACACGUAUAGUGUUUCGUUCAGCAAGCGCUAUGAUGCUGGUAUAUGUUCAAAUGAGUUCGGAAAUGUGGGAUUUUGAUCCAUACGGUGAUCUUUACUUUGAAAAAUGCGUUAAUGGUUUUUUUCCACAACUGUUUGAACAAUGGAAUAAGCAUCAUUGCGCUCAUUCGAUAACAUUUAUUGUCACUUCAAGAUGGUACUUUGAAGAAGAAGUUUUGAAGGAGGAAAUGAAAGAGAAACUGUGUAUAGAUUACAGAGGAAAAUACUAUGAGGAUUUUUAUCGAAUUAUCGUACAAAAUGAACAUUACGAUGAUUGGAGGAAUGCUGUUUUAUCAAAGUUGCGAUUGGUCUUCAGCACGUACAAAAAUACCGUGAAAGAGUUCAUCUGCAAGCAAUUAAAUAUGGAUGCAAAGGAAAAUGACCUUGCUGUGCUUUCGACAGCUGCUGAUGGUAAUUUUUUGCAAGUCCUCAAUUUAUCCAUGAAUGAAUUUAGUGUUUAUUUUACCAAUCGUCGUUUCGAAACUGUUGGCCAGCAGAUCAUUUUUGUCAGCGCAGGUGGAGGAGUUUUCAAUGUUGAUCGUGAUUUGGUGACUAUAACUAAGCAACGUCUCAUCGAUAUGGGUAUAUCUCUGGAUCUUGUGUGCCUUGGCGAACAACCACUUCACGCUGUUCCUCUUUUUGUUUUUCAAAGAAGAAACGGUGUUUAUCCCUCGGAAGAUUAUUUGAUACCGCAUUGGAUGAAUUAUUCAUAUUAUCAAAUGAGUCGACGCUCUGCAAUAUCAAUCAAAUUCAAACCAAGAAUUAAUCUUCCAGAUGAGUUACUUCGGGAUGCUCAUAGAGGUCUAGUUAUGGAAACGAAUGGUUCACCUAUUAGUAACAUCGAUGCUGCCGAUGAGAAGGCGUUUUCAUCACUCCUUGAAAACAGUUCCACGAGAAGUAACGCAAAUUUAGCAUCGGAGUUCGCAAAAGAAUUUCUAUUGGAAAAAAACCUAAAUCAUGGAGAUACCAUAUUUGAACCACACCAUAUAACCGGAAAUCCAUGGCGAAGCAAUUUCGAUAAAUAUGUUGCAAGCAGCUUUCUUGAACCUGGUUUACUAGGUGAUCCGCUUGAAAGCAAAAAAUCACAAGGCGUAUUGAGUAUGAUUGAGAGACGACCGUUAAUUAACCCGUUUAAACCCGAAGAAUUUGGUGUACCAAUCACUGCUAAUCGACGUCGUUGGAUUCAUGUGUUUCCAGUAGAUAAGCUUGGUCGUUCGAAAGUAGCGCAUCAUUAUGUGGCUGGUAAAAGUGUCAUUAAUAUUAUACAGGGUGAUGAGCCAGAACCGAAUGAAACAACAAUUAGUGUUAACGGUUCUCCAUCAUGUACAUCAUCUUCUGUUCAACUUUUUGAGGAUGGUAGUAGCAGGGUUACAGGAUUGGGAGCAGGAGGAAAGAGAUGCGUUUGGGCUUGGGGUUCAACUGGUGAAGAGAAGUGGAAUCCAGAUAUGGAAAUUGGUGUUGACUGGAAAUCGCUUAUACGUACAGCUCUUCUUCCAUUAACUACCGACUUCUUUCCGGAUAGACGCAGUAUGAGUGCAGACUAUAUAAUUAAAUCCCAUCAACUACCGGUGUAUUUCGAUUUGGUGCGUGAAUGGCUGGAAGAUUCGGAGUGUGAUGAUUUAGAACGACUUCGAAAUCUUGUCUUUGAUCAGCUUGUUUAUCAGCGGUUGCAACGUGGUUUUCAAAUAGUUCUUCUGGAUAAAAAGCUGAUAUAUGCAGCUAUUACCGUUAGUGAAGUGCACCUGGAAAGAAUGAAAGAUGAGAAGAUGGUUUCUCGAGAAUGCUUCUUAUCAUUCAAUCGAAUUUACCACCGUUUGUAUAUGGGAGAUGAUGGAAUAACUGUUACUGAAUUUUCACCAAGACUUGAGGAAUCUCACGAAACACCUGAAAUAGCGAAACGAAGAGAAUAUACAUAUCUGUUUCAAAUACCGGAUAAUUUUGAAUAUACUCUAUGUAGUGCAAGAUUUCAAAAAUAUGAUCUAUCAAAUCUAAAUUGGAACCUUCUCGAUACAGAACUGCAAAAUCGUUGUGUUCCACGGUUAUUCCGGGACGAUAUGAGAUGUUUUGCAUCGAGGUUUUUAUUAACACCGCUUUGUGCUUCCAUAACAAAGACAAUUAUGACUGAACGUAAUGGUGGUGACAAGUAUAUGGCUGUUUUUGAUUCUUCAUUCUCUAGAAGACAGGAAGAAGGGUUUUUGAAGUUUGUUGAAGUGUUAAAUCGAUUCAGAAGGAAAACUUCCCCGAGACACAAAAGGUUAAUGACGUCGAGGAGUGAUGUGGAAAGUCGAAUAUAUAGCAUUGAGAAUGUUGAUGUUUUGUUGAAUGGUUGGCGUGAAAGCUAUUUGCCACUUUAUUCGCAGGAUCCCACCAGUCGAUUCCCUUCGUGCAUGUUUCUGACAACAGAAUUUAUUGCUUGGCUGAUGGCCAAUGUCUCCGAACUAUCAAAUCGACAAGCUGCUAUUGAAUUUGCUGGGAGUUUGAUUUCAGCUGGAAAAAUACAGAUGCUACAACCGACUGAAACAUUGGUCGAUGAUCUGGAAUCUUCGAUAUCCACUGAAAGUCACUGGCACGAGUUUCGUUGUGGUUUCUUCUUGUGUUACUUUACGAACAAAUAUGUUUCAGAUGACAAAAUAGAAGAAAAAGAACCUUGGUCACGAGUUAUUCAGUGUGAAAUUGGGGAAAAGUGUUCGGGAUCGGUCGACUGUACAUACAGGCUGAAUUCCGUAGAGAUGAAGUUUUAUGCGCAGUUACAAAAAACAGCAGAUUCUGGAGGGCAUGAGUAUCUCCCAAAAAAUGUAUCACAUUUUAUGGAGAGAGGCAGAGUUUCUUAUGAAAAAACUUUUUGUGCUACAAAAUCUUUCGAAAUUGGAGUGCGAUGGUUUAUGGCAAAUAGUCAGACGGUGGCGGAAACCGUGCGUCAUUGGUGCAGCAAAGCGGCUAAUCUUUCGUUCCAUAUGUUUCCAGUACCCGAGGAUCCCUUUCCACACGCUCUGAAUCCUAUUUCACCACCACUUCAGUGUCCUGUAGUCAUACCUUUCAAACCAGACAAAGUUCAGUCGGAUUGUAUUUGUCGACUUAUUAUUGCUAUAAUGAAAGCCUUUGGAUUCAUUGAAAUGGGUUGCUCUGCACACCAAGUGCCACAAUACGUUCACCUUACAGGUGGUAUGUUUUUGAUGUAUGAUGAAGUACGUCAAGCAUUUGUUUGGUCUUGGAAUCAUAUGCUCAGCCAUCGAUAUCGUGCUACUCUGAAUUGCUCGGAAGACUUCCAAGACUAUAUGCUGUCGGACUUUCGAUCAUUUUGUAGUAAUGCAGAUAAUCGUAUCGAUAAUUAUGUUCAUAAUUUGUUUGGAAGUCAAUAA
Loa loa (African eye worm) is the source of this 3891-nucleotide messenger RNA. RefSeq lists its product as hypothetical. The transcript has 25 exons. Gene Ontology annotation, cellular component: GATOR1 complex; lysosomal membrane. Gene Ontology annotation, molecular function: GTPase activator activity. Gene Ontology annotation, biological process: positive regulation of autophagy; cellular response to amino acid starvation; intracellular signal transduction. The record is from RefSeq and is a predicted model, not a curated record. Lineage: Eukaryota; Metazoa; Nematoda; Chromadorea; Rhabditida; Onchocercidae. The coding region runs from base 1 to 3891 and encodes 1296 amino acids.